AUGACAGAACCAGCACCAGGUUACAGCAAAAUUAACUGGCUCUAUGAGAUGUACUAUGGGUUUAGACCCAAUCAACCCAAGUUCCUGCCAAAGGACUAUCCUGACCUUACCGGCAAGACAGCCAUUGUUACUGGAUCUAAUACUGGUAUUGGUGCUUCCGUAGUUCAGCUGCUGUACGAGAAGAACUGUGAUGUUAUCUCAGUGGUAAGAAAUGAACAAAAAGGGUUAGCUGCUAAGGAAAAUACUUUAAAGGAAUUACCAAAUUCUAAAGGUUCUAUCACCGUUGUUGGUGGAUGUGAUUUCCUUGAUUUGAAUAACGUCAAGCCAACAGCUCACAAGGUUAUCGAAAUCUUAAACGGGAGACCAUUAAGCAUUAUUAUUCAUAAUGCAGGUCUUAUGGCACCUGUCAACACUGGUACUUCUGUUCAAGGUUACGAAGCAAUGUUCUCUACCAAUGUAAUGGGUCCUCAGUUAUUGCAACAUUUCCUUGAUCCUGUAUUUUUGAAAAAAGAUGACCCUUUGAAAAGAAUUGUUUGGGUCAGUUCUUGUGCUCAUCUAAUGGGAUUCAAAGAAUACGGUAUAAAUUGGGAAAACCCAACAUUCGAAGGUGUCCCCAUCAAACAAAGACCUCGUAAUAUGACUUUGUAUGGUCAGACAAAGGCUGCCAAUUUGUUGCAAUCUCACGCUUGGGCACUAAAGCACGCUGAAGCUGUGGAAAAGAUUGGUGCAGUUUCAGUGGCUUGUUUCCCUGGUAAUUUGAGGACCGAAUUGACCAGAGAUUGGGGUUUCAUUAAUACAAUUGCUCCUUAUUUCUUGGGUACAUCCCUUCAAGGUGCUUACUCUGAACUAUACGCUGCCUUGUCCCCUGAUUUGACCACCAAGGAUCAUGGUGCUUACGUUGUUCCCUACGGCGAAGUUCACAACCCAAGAGAAGACAUUACUGCUGCUUACAAGAACGGCUCUGACGCUAAACUGUACCAAAUGGUUGAAAACUGGAUCUCUAAGUAUUUCUAA
This is a messenger RNA of Zygosaccharomyces rouxii, 1014 nucleotides long. RefSeq lists its product as uncharacterized. Bases 1 to 1014 code for a protein of 337 amino acids. The record is from RefSeq and is a predicted model, not a curated record. NCBI's taxonomy places the organism in Eukaryota, Fungi, Ascomycota, Saccharomycetes, Saccharomycetales, Saccharomycetaceae. The transcript has a single exon.